This is a messenger RNA of Mangifera indica (mango), 2142 nucleotides long. RefSeq lists its product as uncharacterized. The record is from RefSeq and is a predicted model, not a curated record. The coding region runs from base 472 to 1683 and encodes 403 amino acids. The transcript has 6 exons. Lineage: Eukaryota; Viridiplantae; Streptophyta; Magnoliopsida; Sapindales; Anacardiaceae.
AAUUACAGUCUGUUUCAGUCUUUCUCUUCACUUCCACAUUUCUCUCUGCACACAUUCCUCAUUCUUCCUUCCUUCAUCCAAUUCAAAUCCUCUCUUUCUUUCUCUUCAUCUGAUCUCGUCAUUUCACUCUUAAUCAUCGCUGCUGUUUUCAUUAUUGCUAGACUGAGGUUGAAAUUAGACGAACAAUUCCGUAAAGUUAAAUCGAAUUUAAGAUUUCUCUUUCUGUUUGCUUCCUGAGAAAGUGCAAGAAAAUUGCAAGAAGAGAAGAUAAGAUUUGGCCUUUUUUCAAAUUUUGUGUAGUUUUGAAUUUCAUUGAUUUGUAGAGUUUGUAUUCUCACUUUUUAGUAAAACGAAAGACUCGUAGGAGAAUUUGUUUAAUAAUAUAGAGAAAGGCGUAAGGUAUUGUGAUAUAUUACUGUUGUUGUACUUUUCUCCGUUUACCGGAGAAUUGAACGAGUUCCGAGAGAAAGUAUGUUGGGGACUUAUUUGCAGUUUGACCAUGUACGUGGUGUGGAUCGGUUUUACAUGCCCGUGAAGGCAAGAAAGAAUCAGAAUCGAAAGCAGAAACAAGAAACUGUAGAAAAAAGUGAUGAAAAAGAAAUUUUGUCACCGAAGUACACCAAAGACAGUGCUGUGAAGCGUUCAAUUUCAAGUGACGUUUCAGUUUCAGUUUCCGUACCUGAGUCCUCUGUUGUCUCUGUUAGUAACCUUGAUAGAUUCUUGAAAUUCACUACGCCUAGAGUCCCGGCUCAGUACUUAUCUAAGACAACAGUGAGAGGGUGCGGAACUUGUGAUAUAGAGUCUCAACCAUACUUCACUUUGGGUGAUCUAUGGGAGUCGUUUAAGGAAUGGAGUGUGUAUGGUGCUGGAGUUCCUCUGGUAUUUGAUCAGAGUGAUUGUGUUAUUCAAUACUAUGUCCCUUAUCUAUCGGGAAUCCAAUUAUAUGGUGAAUCAACUCAGUCAAACGCUAAGCCAAGGAAAUCUGUAGAGGACAGAGAUGGUGAGUACUACAGGGACUCAAGUAGCCAUGGAAGCAGUGAUUACGAAUUUGAAAGAGGCAUGAAAUUUUCAAGUGUGCAGCAGGGUUGCUAUAAUCUAACAAAUGAUGUCCCUCCUAGAAUAGGCAGUUUUUCAAGAAGUGAAGAAAACAGCGCAAUGCAAGAAGGUUUUUCAAGUGAUGAUGGAGAAUCUGGGAGUUAUCAAGGCAGCCUUUUGUUUGAAUAUCUUGAGCAGGAUACUCCUUAUAGCCGUGAACCACUAGCUGAUAAGAUAUCAGAUCUAUCAAGGCGAUUCCCUGGGCUGAAGACAUUAAAAAGUUGUGAUUUGCUGCCUGUCAGUUGGAUAGCUGUGGCAUGGUAUCCUAUAUACAGAAUACCUAUGGGGCCAACUUUAAAAGAUUUGGAUGCUUGCUUUCUGACAUACCAUUCCCUUUCCACUCCUUUGAGAGGAAGCGGAAAUAGCCAGGCUCCAGUCAUGAUCGAUCCUAGUGAGUUUGGCGACGUCGCAAAGAUUUUGAUACCUAUUUUUGGAAUGGCUUCAUACAAAUUCAAAGGACCAAUGUGGACGCAAAAUGGAGUAAGGGAGAAUUCCCUCAUGCAGGCUGCAGAAAACUGGCUUAGACAGCUUCAUGUUAAUCACCCGGAUUUCCAGUUCUUUGCUUCACAUGGAAUGUACCACAAGUGAUACAAUGCCGAGAUUAUUCGUUGCAUGGUAUUUUUAUGCACUGUGAAACAAUCAAAGAAAAAGGUCCUGACUCUUGGUAAGUCGAUAUAUGUUUUGGUGAUUAUGAUGGUGUAAUACUUGCAGGAGUUUGUAUGGUUUGCAUUUUCUGUUACAUGCAAGAAAAAUGGAAACUGAAAGAAAGGCGAAUACAAAAACAAAACAAAAGAAGAAGAAGAAGAAGAAAUGCUUAAGAAAUCGGAAGUUAAUGGCAUUGGAGGAAGCCAUUUAAAUUUGUAGAGAAGUUAGACAAGCAGAACUGAAUACCGAUAUGCAAUUCGAAUAAUUUUCUUUGUUGAUUGAUGUUUAGAUUUUAAAUAUUGAUGUUGUAUAUUAGGGCUGUUAUUCCCCUGGAUGUACUAACUUUGUUGAUAAAUAGUUAAUAACAGAAGAAAGAAAGAAAAGUGUUAGGGCUGGACACAA